Cyclocybe aegerita is the source of this 2442-nucleotide messenger RNA. The record is from the annotation of a GenBank genome assembly. Lineage: Eukaryota; Fungi; Basidiomycota; Agaricomycetes; Agaricales; Hemipholiotaceae.
AUGGCAUCCGCUCUUUCCCCCGACGCUCUUUCCAACAGCCCCCAGGCUGCAGGGGUCACCUAUAACCUAUCCUUCUCCGUCGACGAUGAGGACGAGGUCGCUCCUUUGCCCACACGGGGAAGGAGAUAUACUUUGUCCAUCACUGUCGAUCCGAAGGAUGCACCUAGUUUCGAUGAAAAGGUUCCUCCACUGCCCACGGUGGUCGAAGGGAAUGGUCAUACCGACAACUUGAAGCAACUCGGUCUCGGAAUCGACGCGAAAGAUGAGGAUGUCCAAGCCCUCGUCAAAGGCAUGGUCGCCCUUCUCGCCAACGCCGCAUCCAAGGAAGGAGCCAUCAAGACGACCCGGUCUCGUCCUCUUACGACGCUGUCGACCUCUUCCUCUCGCCCGACCCUCAUAGAGAACGAUUCAUCUUCCGUCUCCUCGGAAUAUAUCGAAAUUAUCCACCGACCUGCCCCUGUCAUCACUUCGCCGCGAGAACGCACUGAGUUCCUGCUCAGCUUGCCAUCCGCUAGCGGUACGCCCAGCACCGCGCCUGGGACGCCUCUCGAUGGGAAUUUUGCCCAGCUGCAACCCCUCCUCCCGCAAGGCGACCACACCCCGUCGCCGCUCUCUUCCAUUCGAGCCGAAGGACCUGUCACUAGGGAUUUAAUCGUCCCAGUUCGGCCGCUCGCGGCCUACGACCCGAGACGCCGACAGCCUACCCAGAACAGUGACUCUUCCCAGUCAUCAUCCAUCGACCUUGAGGACGCCCCAGCGGUUGCCACUGUCACCGUCGAAACCCCCGCAUCCUCGACCGCUGAUGAAAAAUCUGCUGAGUCGUCUAGGCGCUGGUGGCAGGUCUCCUCGGGUCGCAAGAAGGCGGCUAUUGACAAGCCUAUCGUCGCCACCGUUGCGGCUGAUAAUUCGACAAUCAUCCUGCCUUCUCCGCCCACCGACUUCGAGAAGACACUGUAUGCACAGACUCGUCGUGUUCCGUUGUACGUGUUCGGCACGCUCUCCUUCCUGAGUGUGUCUGUCGGAAUGUGGUUCUUCGCCAUCUCGUCCACUAUGUUUUACUGGUUCGGCGUCUUUGUGGGCCUCAUCCAGAUCUACUUGAUCAUUUCCUACAUGGUUGGCUAUUGCGGCAAGGACUUCAACGUCGAGGCCCACGAAAAGUUAGUUGCCGACCAUUCGUAUUCCUCCGACAAGUUGCCUCUCGUCGACAUCUACCUACCUUGCUGCCACGAGCCCCUUGAAAUCCUCGAGAACACCUACAAAUACGUUAGCCAGCUCCAGUACCCCAAUUUCAAAGUCUACGUCCUCGACGACGGCGGGCUCGAUACCGUCAAGGCGCUCGCCGAGAGCUUCGGGUUCAACUACAUCACGCGCGACAACAAGCCGCACCUCAAGAAAGCCGGAAACCUGCGGUACGCUUUCGCGCGCACGGAGGGCGACUUCUUCGCCAUCUUCGAUGCCGACUUCUGCCCGCGCACGGACUUCCUCGACGAGAUGCUGCCGUACAUGAACGCGUACCCGGACAUCGCGAUUGUACAGUCGCCGCAGUUCUUCCGUCCGACCAAGGAGCAAACAUGGACGGAGCAAGGCGCAAGCGCCACACAGGAGCUGUUUUACCGAAUCGUCCAGGUCAACCGUGAUAGAUGGGGCGCGUCGAUUUGUGUGGGCAGCAACGCGCUAUACCGCCGCGCCGCUCUCGCCGAUGUCGGUGGCACUGCGGAAAUCGGGCACUCCGAAGACGUACACACCGGCUUCUACGCGCUGACGAGGGGGUGGAAGCUCAAAUACAUUCCACUAGCGCUGGCUUGCGGCGUUUCGCCCGACACGCCUCGUGCGUUCUUCUCGCAGCAAAUGCGCUGGUGCGCCGGCUCGACGACGUUACUCACCAACCCCGAUUUCUGGAAGUCCGACCUCACCGUCAUCCAGAAGAUUUGCUACAUGAGCGGCAUGAUGUACUACACCGCUGCUGCGUUCAUGGCUUUCCUCGCCUCCCUCCCUGGUUUGAUGAUGCUCUGGGCCAACCCGGGGAUGGUGAUGUGGUUCAACUUCGCGUACGCCUUCCCGUCCCUCAUUUAUUCCAUCUUCGUCUUUCGCCUCUGGUCUCGCCAACAGUACAAUUUCAACGUCAACUUCGUGUUUACGAUCCAGCAAUAUGCGUACCUCAUGGCCAUCAAGGAUAGGGUAUUUGGCACGACAGCCAGCUGGGUGCCGUCAGGCGACAACAAGGCUCAUGUCAAGAAUAAGAAGAAGCGUGGCGGCAACAACAAAUAUCGCAAUAUGCGGAUACUCUGUGCUGUUUGGAUGGGUGGUUCUGCUGUUGCUCUGACCGUCGGCGUUACGUUGCGCAUCAUUGAAGGUUAUGCCUGGUAUAACUUCCUCCCCCUUAUCCUCUUGGACGCCUUCAACCUGUUCAUCACUCAUAAGUUCAUUUUUUAUACCAAGUAG